Messenger RNA from Emiliania huxleyi CCMP1516, 432 nucleotides. RefSeq lists its product as hypothetical. The coding region runs from base 1 to 432 and encodes 143 amino acids. The transcript is spliced from 3 exons. NCBI's taxonomy places the organism in Eukaryota, Haptophyta, Isochrysidales, Noelaerhabdaceae. The record is from RefSeq and is a predicted model, not a curated record.
AUGCAGGAGGCCUGGAGCAUCGGGAUUGAGCACCGAGAUCAAAAACGGCGCAUCCGCGAAUUCUUUCCGCCCAAACUUUCGCACGCUCAGCACCUGGACGAGGUCACAUGGACCACCAAGAACUGGCACGGGCUGCAGAUGCAGCGCUUGUCUGUCGUCCUCCACACCGCCGUGGCGUGGCAGACGGUGAACGAGCUAGCGUGCGGGGAGAGCGGCAUUGUGCAUGGCCAUCCCGUCGACACCGAGUUCGCGCUCGACGAGCAACGGCGGCUCGUGUGGCUUCAGGCGAGGCCAGUCACGACUCACCUCUCGCUGCCACCCCAGUUGCAAACGCCGGCGGACGGCAUGCUCGUCGACGGCACCGAGGGGAUUGUCAAGGUUCUGGAGCACGCGGGGUCGAACGGGCCGACAUGCGUCGCAGCUGCUGCUUGA